UUUUACUGGCAAUCAAUUCGUCAAAUUUUGGCAUGGUUGAUCUUUACGGGACCGAGUGAAAUAAAACCGUUUUGUGGAUUAUUAAUAUGAAAAUGGAGUGGAAACCUGAACAAGAAGGACUCAGACAAAUAUUGACUCUUUUGAAAGAGUCACAAUCACCAGAUACAGCGACCCAAAGAGCUGUUCAACAAAAAUUGGAGGAGCUGAACAAGUACCCCGACUUCAACAAUUACUUGAUAUUUGUUUUGACUAAAUUAGAUAAUGAAGAAGAGCCAACUAGGUCACUGAGUGGUCUGAUUCUAAAAAAUAAUGUAAAGUCCCACUAUAACAGCUUUUUACCUGAAGUGGCAGAGUUCAUAAAGCGAGAAUGUCUGUCAGCAGUAGGGGACCCAUCUCCUCUAAUUCGUGCAACCGUUGGCAUCAUUAUCACCACUAUCGCCAGCAAAGGCGAACUAACCUCAUGGCCGGAACUUUUGCCAGCCUUGUGUCAAAUGCUUGAUUCACAAGACUAUAAUGUCUGUGAGGGAGCAUUUGGAGCACUGCAAAAAAUAUGUGAAGAUACAGCAGAACUACUGGACAGUGAUGCAUUAAACAGGCCACUAAAUGUUUUAAUACCAAAAUUCUUACAAUUCUUUAGGCACAAUUCUCCAAAAAUCAGAUGUCAUGCUAUUGCUUGUGUCAAUUACUUCAUUUUGGGAAGGACACAAGCUCUCAUGCUGCAUAUUGAUUCAUUCAUUGAGAAUUUAUUCAACCUGGCCGCAGAUGAGGAUCCUGAUGUUAGAAAAAAUGUUUGCCAUGCACUGGUGUUGCUUCUGGAAGUCCGAUUGGACAGGCUUAUACCACAUCUACCCAACAUAAUUGAGUAUAUGUUAGUACGCACACAAGAUGCUGAAGAAGCUGUGGCCCUGGAAGCAUGUGAGUUCUGGCUAUCUCUCGCAGAGCAAAAUGUUUGUCGAGAGGUGCUAGGUCCGCGGCUGCAAGCGCUGCUGCCGGUGCUGGUGCACGGCAUGCGGUACUCGGAGAUGGACGUGAUCCUUCUGCGCGGCGACCGCGACGACGACGCGGACGACGCUGAGCCCGACCGCGAGUCCGACAUUCGACCGCGCUUCCACAAGCCUAGGUCGCACACCAUGAAGCAUAAUGCGGGGGCGGGCGACAGCAACAUGUCGGGCGGGGCGGAGUCGGACUCUGAGUCGGAAGGCGCGGACGCGGACGACGGGUCGCUGUCGGACUGGAACCUGCGCAAGUGCAGCGCGGCCGCGCUCGACGUCCUCGCCAACGUGUUCGGCGCGGAUCUGCUGCCCGUGCUCUUCCCCAUUCUCAAGGAGACGCUCUUCCACGACAACUGGGUCAUCAAGGAGAGCGGCAUCCUAGCGCUGGGCGCGGUGGCGGACGGCUGCAUGGGCGGCAUGGUGCCGCACCUGCCGGACCUGGUGCCGUACCUGGUGUGCUGCUUGGGCGAGCGCAAGGCGCUGGUGCGCGCCAUCACGUGCUGGACGCUGUCGCGCUACUCGCACUGGAUCGUGUCGCAGUCGCACGACCACUAUCUGCGCCCCGUCAUGGCCGAGCUGUUAAAGCGCGUGUUGGACAACAACAAGCGCGUGCAAGAAGCUGCUUGUAGUGCGUUCGCCACCCUUGAAGAAGAGGCUUGCACAGAACUGGUGCCUUACCUCGGCCACAUUCUGCAGACUCUCGUUUAUGCGUUCAGCAAAUACCAGCACAAGAACCUACUCAUACUGUAUGAUGCCAUCGGCACCUUAGCCGACUCAGUGGGACACCACCUCAAUAAGCAGGAGUACAUCAACCUGCUGAUGCCCCCACUCAUUACCAAGUGGAAUGUAUUGAAGGAUGAAGAUAAGGAUCUCUUCCCACUACUCGAGUGUCUCUCAUCUGUGGCUACUGCUCUACAAUCCGGCUUCUUACCCUACUGCGAGCCUGUGUUCAGGAGAUGCGUGUCUUUAAUAGAACAGACAUUAAACCAGAAUAUUGCCAACAGUCAGAGUCCGGAGCAGUUCGAGGCGCCGGACAAGGACUUCAUGAUCGUAGCGCUGGACCUGCUCAGCGGACUCACCGAGGGGCUCGACGGACACAUCGACCACCUCGUGCUCAACUCCAACCUCAUGCAGCUGCUCUACCAGUGCAUGCAAGAUCCUAUGCCAGAGGUGCGGCAGUCGUCGUUCGCGCUGCUGGGCGACCUGACGAAGGCGUGCUUCCAGCACGUGCACCCCUACAUCCCCGAGUUCCUGCCCAUCCUCGGCAUGAACCUCAACCCCGAGCUCAUCUCCGUCUGCAACAACGCCACCUGGGCCAUUGGCGAGAUCAGCAUCAAAUUAGGACCUGAUACGUCAAAAUAUAUUCCCUUGGUACUGAAUCAUUUAGUUGAUAUCAUCAACAGGCCUAACACACCAAAAACACUACUUGAAAACACAGCGAUUACUAUCGGUCGGCUAGGUUAUGUGUGCCCCCACGACGUCGCACCCGUUUUACAUCAAUUUGUACGCCAGUGGUGCGCAUCGCUGCGGAACAUCCGCGACAACGACGAGAAGGACUCCGCGUUCCGCGGGAUCUGCCAGAUGAUCCAGGUGAACCCGGCGGGCGUGGUGCCCGACUUCAUGUUCUUCUGCGACGCCGUGGCAUCCUGGACCAACCCCAAGGACGACCUGAAGGAGAUGUUCACCAAGAUCCUGCACGGCUUCAAGAACCAGGUCGGCGACGACAACUGGCGCCGCUUCACCGACCAGUUCCCGGUGCAGCUCAGCGCGCGCCUCUCGGCCAUGUGCGGCAUAUAGACACGAUUACUUUCUUUAUGGGGAAUCAAUGUCAGCACGGGUCGGGACGACAUUGCGCGUAGGGACUCGCGGUCAUCAUGUGCCAACACAGCUCAACGGGCCGCGGGCGGCCGGCGAAUGUUUGCCCAACGCUCGCUCGCGGGCUCUCGUAGGUUGUGAUUGUGACACGCGAUCAAUUCGGCUUUGGACUCAGCGGCGGGCUACAGUGACGUCAUGCGUCACUAGGGUGCUAGGCUUACGUACUCGUUUGUGUAUUCAAUGUCGCACGUUGCAUGCUUACGUGCCGUUCGUUUUCGUUAACGGAAUGAGUGUUAACACGAGCCUGUAGUCGUAGUUUCACCGUUGUUUUAACCAGGUGACAUAAUGAAAUAGAUGUGGUCGAGUAUUUACUAUAAUUGCAUGAAAAUUAGUAAUAGUUAUAGAUUGUAACGCUGAAGACGAGACGAUUGUAUUUCAUCAAUUUGUUUUUUCCGAAAAGAUCAAAUUUUCUGAAUUGUUGACAAAAUUUGUAUUUUGUAAUGGUUAGUCGAUAGUCUUAAACUGUACAUCGAAUCAGUCUCACAAUCUCAUCGCGUCGUGCGUCACCAUUGCACUAGCAUUCACGGUUGAUACUUAAUAUUGUUGUAAUGCAUAGUGACACGUCCAUCGACGAGUGAUCAGUACGUUCCAAGACUGUAGAUUCCAGUACACGUUUGCGAGUAUCUUAUUCGCAGGUUGUAUCAGUUUAGUUCGUAGUGCCUGAGAGCAAAUUCUUACAAUGCUCAGCAACAUUCACCUAUGUUUAUUUUUAAAACUUUACUAAUAUCAAUGCAAAUUUUGGAAUUGAGAUAUUUUUUGUUUUCUAUUCAUUUUUGGCAACUUUUUUCAAAAAGCAUUUAUUUAUAAUCGCAUCUUCACUUCAAAUAUUUUAGUAGAUAUUUUAAAUUGAUGUGUUAACUAUUAUUUUAUGUAAAUUACAAGACUUAGUGAAAUCGAGAAUUUAUGUCAACUGUGAUUUGUGACUGGUUUAUUUUGACUAAUAUAUGUGUAUGAGUAUAUUUCUGUGUCAGUGUAGAUAUAAUAUACAGCUUUGAUAGAUUUUAUGACGGCUAGAUUUCUGCUAUUAUAAUAUACCAAAUAGUAUUUUUACGUUGUAUAUUGUUUUAAUGGAUUUGUAUGUUUGUGUUAGUCGAACAUGUCGGCAACGAAGUUCUCUAGCCCCUGAAACGAGGAGUAGUAAGGAGGACGAUACACUGAGGAGUACAUCUCGACCUCAACCGUCCUCCGUCUCAGUCAGUCUCCAACCUCUUUGCCGAUAUUUUGGACAAACUUAUAUGAUUGAUAUAAAGUACUAUUUACGUGUAUAUUAAAUGAAAGUAAUAUUAUGUAUAUGUAAAUACAUAUUGCGAUGUAUAUUAUUAUAUUAUGCAAGUAAAAUUGUUAUUUUUUGUUUUAAAAAAGCUAAAAGUCUGACUUUAACCACUUGUUGAUGUCAUUACAUUAUAUUGUUCAGAAAACGGGGUUCUGAUAUAGUUGGGUGUUGAUUUUACGAUUCGCGUUAGAUAUGCAGUGGAUAUUCAAUUUUGGGGAAUAAAUUAGCAACUUCUAACAUUCCGUUGGAGAAAAAAUAAUUUUGGGCUUUUUCACAAUUUAUAUAAUUUUAUUUUUUCUUAAUAUUUAUUGCAUAUCGCAAAAUUUGCGUUCCUUACACGUAGCUAGUAUAACAUAUGUUCGACGUGUCUCCUCCCGUAUUCCUGUAAUCCCAGUCAGUUCCUAUCCCAAAUCCUAUCUAGUCCCAAUCCUUGUCAUGUGCCAACGAAGCCCAGACAAUGCUUGGAUGAAUGCCCGCCCUUGUUCCCGGAUCAAAGGGUGGUUUAAUUUUAAUAUUGUUGUUAUGAAACUUUCGGUAUUAUCUCAGUACUCGGUACCCGUAAACAAAUUGAAAAUUAUUGGGUAUCUAUAGCAAACGCCUCCCAUACUAUUUGAGAAACAUUAUUUUUUAAGUAGAAUUCAUUUUUAUACAUGAUGCGGGUGGCCUCAUUAUUUAUUUUAAGGUCAGUAGAUUUUAUUAUUAUAAUUUUGUAUUGUAGUUUGUUUUCCUAAAAAGAAACCGUGAUAAUAGUUUAUUAAGUGUUCGCAUGCGUGUGUGAGUGAGGCGGCAUUCGUGAGGCACUCCCUUCCUCGAGGCAAAGGAAUUAUUUAAUAGUUUGUUAGUGCGGACGAACAUUUGUGAUGUGUUGUCGAUAUAUUGUAGGUUGUUUACGAGGAAUACUUAUACACAGUCCGAUUAACACUUACGUUUCUGAAUUGGGGCGUUCUGCGGCUGGAAUUAGCACAAUCGUUGAUGCUAUUAUUUUUUGAAAGUUUGUUAUGACGCCAUGGAAUAGUAGAUUCGUAACAUUUUUUAUUUUUAACGAUAUUUUUCAUUGAUUUUUUUUAAACUAUGUUCCCUACAAAAUAAGAAAAGGGAUGAAUGUUUUUUUUUCUGAAAACAUAGGAACAUAGUUUAGGCGUUUCUGUUACAUGAUACUCUAUAAAAUUUUCGGAUCCCAUUUCUGAAACGUUUUUGCUAAUUGGACUGAAUUAUAAGGUAAUCAUUUUUUGUUGAAGUUUAACUACGCAUUAUACACGUAUUUAUGUACCGUAUUUAUAAUGUAUGCGUCCAUCAUUUAAUAUUUAUUUAUUUAGUUGAAGCGCUUACCUAUUCGAAAACUACAUUAGACAUACUUUUACAGUCUUUUCGCAGAAUAAUUUUCAUUUAAUUGUAAACCUUUCAGGCGUUGCGCAAAUGCAGAGACUAGUAUGGGAUGAGGAUGGAGAAUCCGAAAGUAUUUUUGUCAAACUAAAUUUGUAAACAUAGAUUCACCGACGACGCAAUUUUACAGUUGUUUGCUUUUAAAAUAGGAAGCAAUUAUAAUAUAUAACACAUAAUUUUGUAUUGCCGGGCGAUUCUAUUUAAAGCCGGUGCACGCAGCAUGCACAUGCAGCACAGAUUGUUGUAUAGUUGCUGGAUCGGACUUUGGAAUCAUUAGUAGCAUUUGUAUUAAUUUUAUAUAGAAUUAACUAAACUCGUGUCUUAAUUUGUGCAACGCCUUGUCUUAUUGAGGUUUAUUUUGAUAUACUUUUCACAUAUUCACAACAAUCUCCAUAAGAUUAUUUAUCUUUCUUAUAAUUUAAAUUUUAUUUAUCAUAAAAAGUGAAAUUAUACAUUUAUUUCUAUUGUCCAAUGAAACAAAUAAUUGAAUAUAAAUUAUGUAUUAUUUUAUAACUCCAGUACUAUUUACAAGUCACUUAUCUUCUAAAAUAUCAUUAUAUUGGUUAAUAAAAAAAUAUAUGUAGACUAAGAUCCGGUAUGAAAUUGUUGUAUCAUUGUACGUUAUCUGAUUGCGCAAAUUAUACUUAAGAAUUUGAUUCAUGAAUUACCUAUUCUGUGUUCUAACAAAGUGAGUACAGAGUGAACUGUAAAAUAUAAUAUUUAAUAAACACUGAGCUCAACUCUACCUCCUUUUGGCCUAAAUUUUAGGCAUAGAUUCAAAACAAAUUAUACCUUUAUAAAGAUAUUUACAAAACCUAUACUUAUUGCCAAACUGUCUGUACUCACUUUUCCAGUAGAUCCACAUUUUGGAACACCGAUAUUUACGAUGAUCUUGUAACAACUAUUCAGUAUAUAAGUUGGUUGGUUGUAAAACAAUGACCUCACAAUAGACAUUCUUUUUACCAUACAUUUCGUUAAUAAAGCACUCAUUGUUCGA
Molecule: messenger RNA, 6520 nt
Organism: Plodia interpunctella (Indianmeal moth)
Lineage: Eukaryota; Metazoa; Arthropoda; Insecta; Lepidoptera; Pyralidae
Gene: Tnpo
Product: Transportin
Exons: 16
Coding region: 87-2789 (900 amino acids)
Biological process (GO): protein import into nucleus
Cellular component (GO): cytoplasm; nucleus
Molecular function (GO): nuclear import signal receptor activity; small GTPase binding
Source: RefSeq, a predicted model, not a curated record